UUCCUUUCCUUACAUGUAUCUUGGCCAUUUAUGAAGAGGUAAAAAUCAUUAAUUAGCUGGGUUUCAAAAAAAACAAACCAAAUAAUUCUAUUUAAUUCUUAUCAGAGGUUGGUUGAUAAAAACUGUGCAGGCCACAAUGACUUCAGCAAGUAAAGCAAUUGAAUUACAACUACAAGUGAAACAAAAUGCAGAAGAGUUACAAGACUUUAUGAGGGAUUUAGAAAACUGGGAAAAAGAUAUUAAACAAAAGGAUAUGGAACUUAGAAGACAGAAUGGUGUUCCUGAAGAGAAUUUACCUCCUAUUAGAAAUGGGAAUCUUAGGAAAAAGAAGAAAGGCAAAGUUAAAGAGUCAUCUAAAAAAACCAAAGAUGAAAACACAAAAAACAGGAUAAAAUCUUAUGAUUAUGAGGCAUGGGCAAAACUUGAUGUGGACAGUAUCCUUGAUGAGCUUGACAAAGAAGAGAGUACCCAUGAUUCUGUGUCUCAAGAAUCGGAGUCAGAAGAAGAUGGGAUUCAUGUAGAUUCACAAAAGGCUCUUGCUCUAAAAGAAAAGGGCAAUAAAUACUUCAAACAAGGAAAAUAUGAUGAAGCGAUUGAAUGUUACACCAAAGGCAUGGGUGCUGAUCCAUAUAAUCCUGUGUUGCCAACAAACAGAGCAUCAGCAUACUUUAGACUGAAAAAAUUUGCUGUUGCUGAGUCUGAUUGUAAUUUAGCAAUUGCCUUGAAUAGAAGUUAUACAAAGGCUUAUGCAAGACGAGGUGCUGCUCGAUUUGCUUUGCAAAGAUUAGAGGAUGCCAAAAAAGAUUAUGAAAAAGUAUUAGAACUGGAACCCAAUAACUUUGAAGCUACAAAUGAACUCAGAAAAAUUAAUCAGGCUUUAACUUCCAAAGAAAACUCAUAUCCAGAGGAAGAUGAUACAAUGAUUAAGUCAGCUGAAGGAGAGAAAAAACAAAUCGAAGAGCAACAGAGUAAACAGCAGGCCAUUUCAGAGAAAGAUCGGGGGAAUGCAUUUUUCAAAGAGGGGAAAUAUGAAAGAGCAAUCGAAUGCUAUACUCGAGGGAUAGCAGCAGAUGGCGCUAAUGCCCUUCUUCCAGCUAACAGAGCAAUGGCCUAUCUGAAGAUUCAGAAGUAUGAAGAGGCUGAAAAAGACUGCACACAAGCUAUUUUAUUAGAUGGCUCAUAUUCUAAAGCUUUUGCCAGAAGGGGAACUGCAAGAACAUUUUUGGGAAAGCUCAAUGAGGCCAAACAAGAUUUUGAAACUGUUUUACUUCUGGAACCUGGAAAUAAGCAGGCAGUGACUGAACUUUCAAAAAUUAAAAAGGAAUUAAUUGAGAAAGGACACUGGGAUGAUGUCUUUCUUGAUUCUACUCAAAGGCAAAACGUGAUAAAACCCAUUGAUAAUCCGCCUCAUCUUGGAUCAACUGUAAACUUGCUGAAGGCUCAGAUGAUGGUUAGCAAGUAUUUUUUAAUUAAGAAACCACUCAAGAAGCUUAUUAUUGAAGAAACUGGUAAUUUGAUACAGACUGUUGAUGUGCCAGACAGCACUACUACUGCUGCUGCUCCAGAGCGUAAUCCUAUUAAUCCAGCUAAGGAAACAGCAACCACUGGCACAAGUAAGAAGAACUCAAGCCAAGAUGACCUUUUGCCCGCAAGUGAUAUCCCAAAAGCAAAAGUAUUGAAAAUAGAAGAAAUCAGUGAUACGUCAGCUCUGCAACCUGAAGUCAAUUUGAAAAAGGAUGUAUGUCAGUCUUUCAGUGAGAAGAUUUCUAUAGAGGUGGACAAAACACCUGCUCAGUUUAUCAGGACUGCUCUUCCUCCAGUUCCUGCAAACUCAUUUCAACUUGAAUCUGAUUUCAGACAACUGAAGAAUUCCCCAGAUAUGUUGUAUCAAUAUUUGAAGCAAAUUGAACCAUCCUUGUAUCCCAAGCUGUUUCAGAAAAAUCUAGAUCCAGAUGUAUUCAACCAUAUCAUUAAAAUUCUUCAUGACUUUUACAUUGAGAAAGAAAAGCCAUCACUCAUCUUUGAAAUCUUGCAAAGACUUUCUGAACUAAGAAGGUUUGAUAUGGCAGUGAUGUUUAUGUCAGAACCUGAGAAGAAAAUUGCACGUGUAUUAUUCAAUCACAUAGACAAAUCAGGACUGAAUGAUAAUUCUGUUGAAGAACUCAGGAAAAGAUACGGUGGUUGAUUUCCAUUUUUACUGACAUUAUUGCCUUUGGAUUUCAUAUGUAAAUUUUUCCUACUGAAAAUAAAAUGUUUUGCUUUUUAAGGAAAUGAUAUCAUACAGGAAAAGUACUGUUUUUGGACAUAAGCUAAUUAAAUAUAAAGUGAAUUGUGAUUU
Molecule: messenger RNA, 2338 nt
Organism: Physeter macrocephalus (sperm whale)
Lineage: Eukaryota; Metazoa; Chordata; Mammalia; Artiodactyla; Physeteridae
Gene: RPAP3
Product: RNA polymerase II associated protein 3
Exons: 18
Coding region: 137-2185 (682 amino acids)
Cellular component (GO): protein folding chaperone complex
Molecular function (GO): protein binding
Source: RefSeq, a predicted model, not a curated record